AAAAAAUCUGACAAAACCCAGUUAUCUUAUCUCUAUCUUAUCCAAUCAAGACAUCAAAUGAUCAUAUAUUUGUCACUCUACAACAGCAACUCCAUAUAACACACAAAAUUAACUCAACAAUAGUUUUUUGUUAUUCUUGUGAAGAAUUACACAAUGUCGGAAAAGGAUCUUAACACGAUGAGGAGGAGAGUGGCAUUGGUAGCAAAUCAUCUUUUGCCUGCUGCUUCUUCUUCGGCUCAACAUGCUGUUUCUUCAAUUGGGUGUAGCUCUUCCAUUAAUGAUAAUUACCACAGAGUUCAUGGUGAAGUCCCAACCCACGAACCUGUUUGGAGACUCAUUCCUUCUGAAGAGAAUGGAAAGGAUUUUACUGAUAUCAUUUACGAGAAAGCUGUUGCUGAACCCAUUGCUAAGAUAACAAUCAAUAGACCGGAAAGGAGAAAUGCUUUUCGACCACAUACCAUUAAGGAGCUUAUUCGUGCAUUUAACGAUGCCAGGGAUGACGGUUCUGUGGGAGUCAUCAUACUCACCGGAAAGGGUACAAAGGCAUUUUGUAGCGGUGGUGAUCAGGCAUUGAGAAGUAAGGAUGGUUAUGCCGAUUUUGAAAGUUUUGGUCGCCUCAAUGUUCUAGAUUUACAGGUGCAAAUUCGCCGUCUUCCAAAACCAGUAAUCGCAAUGGUUGCAGGUUAUGCUGUUGGAGGCGGACACAUCUUGCAUAUGGUUUGCGAUCUAACAAUUGCAGCAGAUAAUGCUAUAUUUGGUCAGACAGGCCCAAAGGUAGGAAGUUUUGAUGCUGGUUAUGGAAGUUCAAUUAUGUCUCGUUUGGUUGGGCCGAAAAAAGCUCGUGAAAUGUGGUUUUUGACAAGGUUCUACACAGCCUCUGAAGCAGAGAAAAUGGGACUUGUGAAUGCUGUUGUUCCAUUAGAUAAGUUGGAACAAGAAACAAUAAAAUGGUGUAGAGAGAUCUUAAGAAAUAGUCCUACAGCAAUACGGGUGCUAAAAUCGGCUCUCAAUGCAGUUGAUGAUGGACAUGCUGGACUUCAGGGGCUUGGGGGAGAUGCCACUCUUCUAUUUUAUGGAACUGAAGAAGGCAGCGAAGGCAAAAAUGCAUAUAAUGAACGUAGACGACCAGAUUUCUCAAAGUUUCCCCGGCUGCCUUGAGUUUCCACUGUUCUUGUAAUCUGUUAGUACAUUCCUUAUGAUGAUGUACUAAUUACGCCAUUCUAAUAAAAUUUUCUUUUUAUUUGCGGAUUCAUGUAACCAAUCUCAGCUUACUCGGGAUUGAGGUGUAGUUUGUCAUAUAGGAAUGCCGAUUCGAUUGGAGACCCACGCAGUUUGUGACUGACAAAUGAAUUUUGGACUCA
This is a messenger RNA of Nicotiana tabacum (common tobacco), 1361 nucleotides long. Its product is annotated as 1,4-dihydroxy-2-naphthoyl-CoA synthase, peroxisomal. NCBI's taxonomy places the organism in Eukaryota, Viridiplantae, Streptophyta, Magnoliopsida, Solanales, Solanaceae. The record is from RefSeq and is a predicted model, not a curated record. Gene Ontology annotation, biological process: menaquinone biosynthetic process. Gene Ontology annotation, cellular component: cytosol. Gene Ontology annotation, molecular function: 1,4-dihydroxy-2-naphthoyl-CoA synthase activity.